Arachis ipaensis is the source of this 441-nucleotide messenger RNA. It is a transcript of the gene ENODL20, whose product is annotated as early nodulin-like protein 20. Gene Ontology annotation, molecular function: electron transfer activity. Gene Ontology annotation, cellular component: plasma membrane. Lineage: Eukaryota; Viridiplantae; Streptophyta; Magnoliopsida; Fabales; Fabaceae. The record is from RefSeq and is a predicted model, not a curated record.
AUGGCAAAAUCGGAAUUGCACUAUGUUGGAGGAAACAAGUUUAGUUGGGUUCCUAAUGUUAAUUUGACACAAUGGUCAAUGCAUCAGCAUUUUUAUGUGCAUGACUGGCUAUAUUUUGGAUAUGACAGGCACAUGCACAAUGUGUUGGAAGUGAAUAAGACAAGCUAUGAGAACUGCAUAGACAAAGAUUUCAUUAAGAACAUAACAAGGGGAGGUGGAAAAGAUGUCAUUGAACUGAAAGAAGUGAAGACUUAUUACUUCUUGAGUUCAGGUGGUUUCUGUUGGAAUGGUUUAAAAGUUGCAAUUAAUGUUGAAAAUGUUGCACCAAGUCCAUCACCUGGUUCACCAGGACAUAAUAAAUCUUCAUCUUGUACCAUUGGUAUCAACCAAAAUCUUGUGAUCCUCCUAAUAUUGAUGUGGGGCAUCAUCAUCUUCAAAUGA